AGUAAUGGAGCACGUUCACGGUCAUCGUUUAUUUCUGCAGGAAGGAACAGUUGGUGUUAAGGACUUUACCCUUGAAGUUGGAUACAUAUAAAAGUAUUAGUCUCUGCAGUACGUUAGAUUGUAGGCCAUAUAUAUACCCAACAGCACAAACUCGAAGGCUUUCACAAAACUACUGCUAUAUUCCAUUCGGUUCGCAUUUAUGAACUACGCUACUUCAUUUCUACGUACUCUGGCUGAUCGGCGUAAGGUACAAACCCUUAGCAUGUCUUCUGCUGUUCAUGAAAACGUCAAGAAUUAUUAUGGCUCUCGGCUGGAGACUUCAGAUGACCUGCAGACCAACGCUGCGUGUUCCAUGCCCUCCAGACCUCUGCUCAAGAGUGCAUGUGAGGCCCUGAAACAAGUCCACCCAGAUGUUUGCAAGAGGUAUUUUGGCUGUGGGCUGGUGAUUCCAGAGAAGCUGGAAGGAUGUGCGGUCCUUGAUCUGGGCAGUGGAUCAGGCAGAGACUGCUACGUCCUCAGCAAACUGGUGGGUGAGAGAGGUCAAGUCACUGGGCUGGAUAUGACUGAUGAGAUGAUAGUUGCCUCGCAAAAAUAUGUCCAGUACCAUCAGGAGAAGUUUGGCUACUCAAAACCAAACACUGUGUUUGUAAAAGGAUACAUGGAGAAGCUCAGUGAUGCAGGGAUACAGAACAACUCUUUGGAUGUAGUUGUGUCAAAUUGUGUGAUAUGUCUGUGCCCAGAUAAGAGGACUGUGAUAAGUGAAGCUUACAAAGUUCUGAAGGAGGGUGGAGAGUUGUACUAUAGUGACAUGUAUGCAAGCAAAGUAGUUCCAGACUCUUUCAAAGAAGAUCCAGUUCUGUGGGGUGAGGGAAUGGCCGGCGCCCUCUACUGGCAGGAUCUCAUCACUCUGAUGAAGGACAUAGGCUUCAGCACUCCCCACCUGGUUGCAGGCAGUCACAUUGUGGUUCACAACCCAGAACUUCAAAGAAAGACUGGUGAUGUGAAAUAUGCAUCUGGAACUUACCGGAUCUUUAAACUAGCUCAAAACUCCAUCAAGACCAAAGCACUCGUGACCUACAAUGGCACCGUGCCUGACUGUGCUGAAUGUUUUGAGUUUGAUGCCUCUCAUUCCUUUAAGACCAGUGUCCCAGUGGAAGUGGGUGCAGAGAUGGCUGCCAUCCUCCAGAAAACCCGUUUUUCUACCGACUUCAAUAUUUCAAUCUUAGACACUCCAGAUCCAAAGCAGAGCAGUACUCCACAGUAUUGCCAACUUAGCCCGUUCCUUCUUGCGGAUAAACUGGGCUCCUCAGUCAAACAGUGCUCGAAGACCGCACACUAAGCUGGAUAUAUAAAAACAAUCACUGCUCUGGUGUCAUUUCCUUGAUACAUGUUUACCAAGAAGACAACCGUGUCAGUGACGUACAUUCUUGCGAUGACAUACUGUAUGAAACAUGAUAUGUAGUAUAAAAUUUCUGUAAAAGAA
Molecule: messenger RNA, 1483 nt
Organism: Carassius carassius (crucian carp)
Lineage: Eukaryota; Metazoa; Chordata; Actinopteri; Cypriniformes; Cyprinidae
Exons: 11
Coding region: 200-1339 (379 amino acids)
Biological process (GO): toxin metabolic process; arsonoacetate metabolic process
Cellular component (GO): cytosol
Molecular function (GO): arsenite methyltransferase activity
Source: RefSeq, a predicted model, not a curated record